Saccharomyces paradoxus is the source of this 1992-nucleotide messenger RNA. It is a transcript of the gene RLM1, whose product is annotated as Rlm1p. Gene Ontology annotation, molecular function: DNA-binding transcription factor activity, RNA polymerase II-specific; RNA polymerase II cis-regulatory region sequence-specific DNA binding; protein dimerization activity. The record is from RefSeq and is a predicted model, not a curated record. The transcript has a single exon. Gene Ontology annotation, biological process: positive regulation of transcription by RNA polymerase II. The coding region runs from base 1 to 1992 and encodes 663 amino acids. Lineage: Eukaryota; Fungi; Ascomycota; Saccharomycetes; Saccharomycetales; Saccharomycetaceae.
AUGGGUAGACGGAAGAUUGAAAUUCAAAGGAUCUCUGAUGACAGAAACAGGGCUGUCACAUUCAUAAAGCGUAAAGCUGGUCUUUUCAAAAAGGCCCAUGAACUGUCUGUUCUUUGUCAAGUUGACAUAGCGGUCAUUAUACUGGGGUCUAAUAACACGUUCUAUGAGUUUUCCUCUGUGGAUACGAAUGACUUAAUCUACCAUUACCAAAAUGACAAAAACUUGCUUCAUGAGGUGAAAGACCCAUCCGAUUAUGGAGACUUCCACAAGAAUGCGUCCGUGAACAUAAACCAAGAACUGCUCAGGUCGUCUAUAACAAAUAAACCCUCGAAAUCAAGUGUUGCCGGAAUGAACCAUACAGAAAAUGAUGAUGAUGAGAACAAUGAGGAGGAAGAGGAUGGUCAUGUCAAUUUUGGAAGGGAUCCUAAUACGCGUUUGAACACUAAGGCUUCUGAUAGAAAUCCCUCGAAUACGCAGUUGAAGUUGUUAUCUCCAACCGCACUUAUAUCAAAAAUGGAUGGUAGCGACCAUAAUAAACGUCAUCCUGAGAAUGCGCUACCACCUUUACAGCGUUUGAAAAGGCUAAAACCAGAUCCUUUACAAAUAAAUAGAAAUUCGCAACAACAACAACAUAUACCGAGACCAUACCAUAGCAACAUGUACAAUCUCAAUCAGCCAUCAUCCAGUUCAUCUUCCCCCUCCACGAUGGAUUUCCCAAAAUUGCCAAGUUUUCAAAACUCCUCCUUUACUGCUCGCCCUCCACCCAUUUCCAUUUCACCAAAUAAGUUCAGUAAACCGUUUACAAAUGCAACCUCCAGGACCCCUAAACAGGAGCAGAAGAUUAACGGUAAUAGUAGUAAUACUAAUGACAACAGUACUUACACUCAGUCACCGCCUAAUUCUUUAGAAGACUCCAUUCAGCAAACCGUUAAAGCCAGAAGGAAAUUAUCCGCCAGACCAGUGCUUCGUGUGAGAAUUCCGAAUAACAAUUUCAGCAGUAAUUCUGCUAUUCCAAGUGAACCCUCCUCUGCUUCCUCUACAUCGGCGAACAGCAAUACCAUGGGAUCUUCACAAAUCAUGAAAGAAAACAAGGCAAGUCGAUCUAGUAAAAUUUCCCCACUGUCGGCAUCAGCCUCAGGUCCUCUAACCCUUCAAAAGGGUAAUAAUGGUAGAGUGGUAAUAAAAUUACCAAAUGCAAAUGGGCCUAACGGUUCUAGCAAUAACAAUGGCAAUAACAAUAACAACCCCAAUCACCCUUAUCCUUUCGUGAGUGGGUCUUCACCUCUUUUUUCUGCAACACAGCCAUAUAUUGCCACCCCCUUGCAGCCAUCAAAUAUUCCUGGCGGACCUUUCCAACAAAAUGCAUCCUCAUUUCUGGCUCAAAGACAAACCCAACAGUACCAACAAAUGUCCUUCAAAAAACAGAGCCAAACCGUACCAUUGAGUACAACGUUGACGGGGCGCCCUCCUUCAACUUUUUCCGGCCCUGAAACUAACAAUGGCCCUCCAACGGGUUCACUGCCAUCGAAGUUCGUACAUGAUUUAAUGAGUAAUUCUCCAAAUGUUUCUUCGAUAUCGAUGUUCCCAGAUUGGUCAAUGGGACCCAACAGUGCCAAGCCCGGAAAUACAAACAGUUCCGGUACUUUUCCUCCCGUACAGCCAGGUGUACACAACAGCAACGACGGCAACAGCAGCAACAACAGCAACGACAACAAUAACGACAACAGCAACGGCAAAAACAAUGGCAAUAGCAAUAACAGUUACUACAGCAAUAACGAAGAUGCACCUGUAAAUGGGGCUGCUAUUCCAGAACAUACUAGUGGCGACACGAAUAAUCAGUCCAACUCGAGCACGUAUGAUGCUGCAGCCGCAGCAUAUAACGGGAAUACCGGGUUGACUCCAUAUAUAAAUACUGCUCAAACACCAUUAGGUACAAAAUUCUUCAAUUUUUCAACUGAUAUCUCGGGAGAGAAAAAUUCAAGCAAAAUUUAA